This is a messenger RNA of Schistocerca piceifrons (Central American locust), 867 nucleotides long. Its product is annotated as lipase member H-like. Gene Ontology annotation, molecular function: lipase activity. Lineage: Eukaryota; Metazoa; Arthropoda; Insecta; Orthoptera; Acrididae. Bases 1 to 867 code for a protein of 288 amino acids. The record is from RefSeq and is a predicted model, not a curated record. The transcript is spliced from 7 exons.
AUGGGUCACAAGCUGCUGUUGCUGUUUCUGUUAAUAGGUCUUACCUGUGCACGUGAAGACAGAUGGGAAUUAAUUCCUGGAGGUGAUGGAAAAUUGCAUUUGGUUGACCUGAAUCGUGACACUGAACUUCUUGCUGUAAGUGACAGUGAUGUGUCUUUCCGCCUUUACACACAGUCAAACCCAACAAGUCCCCAGUAUGUGACGAUUGGAGAUGCCUCUUCUCUUGGUUCCUUCAGUGCUUCACGUCCCACAAGAUUUGCAAUUCAUGGGUGGCUAGCUAGUGAGGACAACUUGGUGGCAAUACGUAAUGGUUGGAUACAGGCUGGAGAUUACAAUGUAAUAAUGGUGGACUGGAGAGGACCAGCAAGCAAUAUUUUGUAUGCACCGGCUCGUAAUGCAGUGCCAGAGGUUGGUCAGAUAGUUGCACGUUUCAUUGACUUUCUGGUGCAGCAGGGUGCUAAUGCUGGUAAUAUGGAAGUUGCUGGUCACAGUCUGGGAGCACAUGUUGCAGGAAUAGCUGGAAACAGAGCUUCUGCAACAAUUGGAAGAAUAAUUGCUAUGGAUCCUGCAGCACCACUGUUUGGAGGCACAGCAGCAGCAGACCGUGUUGAUUCAUCAGAUGCAGCAUUUGUUGAGGUCAUCCACACCUCAACCCUGGGGUGGGCUGAUCCACUUGGCCAUGCAGACUUUUUUCCAAAUGGUGGUACAUUUCAGGAAGGCUGUUCUGCUGUUGAUUUGGAUGAAGUGCACUUAUUUAAGCCACGAUUGUGGCAAGACUAUGACAAGCAUGGACAUAAUACUGACGCUCAAGGUUUAGAAUGUGGCAGUUCAAAAAAGGGAAAAGUUGAAAAGACUAUAACCCAUUGA